UCCUGUCUGAGCAUGCGGGCCUGCCUUGGCAGCCAGUGGCUUCCCUCAGGCUGGCUGGGCACAGUCACUCCUGAUGCCCCAGUGGCAGUUGCUGAGAUCCGGCUCCGGCCACUCAGCUGGACUGAGCCAGCUGGGGGGGGGUCAGAUCUGCAGAACGUAGGAGAGACUGUCCCUUGCAGCCCCCUGCCCCAGGAUGCUGUCCAAGGUGGGGCUGAUCCACCCCCUUGCAGGACACUCCUGUUUUUCCCCACACACAUACAGGUGCCCGACAUGGCGGAGAUCCAGUCGCGUCUGGCCUAUGUGUCGUGUGUGCGCCAGCUGGAGGUGGUAAAGUCGAGCUCCUACUGCGAAUACAUUCGCCCACCCAUCAACCGCUUCAAAACCAUGGACUUUGGCAAGUUCGACGAGAUCUACCGGGUGCUGCCUGGCCUGGCCAGCCCCCCCACACCUGGCUGGAAGGAGUGGGCCCCUCACCCUGCCCAUCCAUCUCAUGCAGGACGUGGCUACCAGCAUGGCAAGGUGAUGUUCAGCGGCUGGAGCCGCGGCGACAUCAUUGAGAAGAUGGUGAAGGACCGGUGCUCGGCCAACUUCUACGAGAGCAAGCGCAUGUAUGUGCUGACUUGCCCCAGCGCGGGGUUCACUGAUCUGGCUGAGAUCGUGUCUUGCAUCGAGCCGGCCAAGAGCUACCUGUCCGAUGGCUACGCUGAUGGUGAGGAAUCUGACUACCUGACGGAGUACGAGGAGGAAGGGCUGGACCCCGCGCGGGGAGAGGAGGAGCUGAGUGGACCCACACUGAGGUUGUUUAGUUUCAAGAUGUCACUGCAGUUUGCAUGGUUGCAUUGAUUCAGCAGACAAAACUUCAAAACUUCACAGCAAAUGGCACAUUGCGGUUUUUCAAUACCAGAGGUGAUGAUACUGGUAAAGCCAAGUUUAAUGUAAGACUCGAGAUCCUUUCGUUUUUUAGCGGUUUUAGCAGUACAAGUGGCCAUUAUUUUCAGGAAAAAGUUUGCACUUAUGUCUCUGACUGUUAAUUAAUAAAGUACUUGUUCAGCUG
This is a messenger RNA of Chrysemys picta bellii (western painted turtle), 1054 nucleotides long. Lineage: Eukaryota; Metazoa; Chordata; Testudines; Emydidae. The record is from RefSeq and is a predicted model, not a curated record.